Messenger RNA from Racocetra persica, 2140 nucleotides. The record is from the annotation of a GenBank genome assembly. NCBI's taxonomy places the organism in Eukaryota, Fungi, Glomeromycota, Glomeromycetes, Diversisporales, Gigasporaceae.
AUGGAGAUCCAACUACCUUAUUCAACCUUACCUACACAUGUUGUUAUGACCUCUGAUCAACGAUCUCAGUCUGAUAUCACUUGGUAUGGCUCCGUUCCUGCUGAGUUAACGAAGCCUACAGAUCCUCGACAGUCUUGGCCGAGUCAAAAUCCUCAUUAUAAUAUACGAUACGAUUGGCCACAGCAUUCGAUGCAUCCGCAAUCUACAUGGCUUCCUCGUCCUUCUCGAUAUUUAAACGUUCAAAAUAACGAUUGGCGUCCACGUUCGCAAAAUGAUGAUAAAGCUUCUCCGUGGCCUGUUGAUAAUUGGGAAUUACGUCCAUCUAAUGUCUCUACUACUAAUCAAUCAAAUAAGUCUGAUCUUGUUCCUUCAUCUAAGAGUAACGAUUGGCAAAGUGAAGAUAGGUCUUCUCCUUGGGGACAGGCCGAAAAUUGGGAAUUGCGAUCAUCUAAUGUCUCUAAUUCUGUUCAAUCUGAUUUGUCUUCUCCUCAAAAUAACAAUUGGCGAUCGCAUUCACCAAAUAUUAAUGGGUCUUCUCAUUGGCAACCUGUAAAAAAUUGGGAAUUACAAUCAUCACCUAAUAUCUCCAAUCCUCAAUUAUCUGAUAUGAUUGUACCAUUUCAAAAUAAAGAUUGGCAACUACAUUCUCAAAAUUUUAAUGGUUCUUCUUCGUGGCAACAAGUUAAAACCUUACAAUUUCAACCACCAAAACUAAAUUUGAUUCAAAAUGAUGAAUGGCAUUCAUAUUCUCCAAAUGAUGAUAUGUCCUCUCCUUGGAAACUACCUGAAGGCCUGGAAGUAAGAUCGUUAAACGUUACUAGUUCUAUGCAAUCCGAUAUUGUUACACCUUCGAAAAGAAAGUCUGUUCAAAAAGGUGUUUCAAUGAUAGUAAAAAAGCCUAAUAUAAAAGUAAAAUCUAGCGUUAAACAUGCUUUUAAAGACUUGAACUCUUUAAAAAUUCCUUUAAAGGAAGCAGUCGAAGAUAACGCUCCACAUAACGCUCCACUCUUUAUCUUUACGGAAGAACAAGCUACUACAUCUAAAAGUGAGACUUUUGUAAAAACGAACGAUUUGUUAAAUAAUGCUAGUUCUUCAAUGGUUCUAACUCCCCCCGCACAACAAACGGACGCAUCACAAUCUUUACAUGCUGAUUUUGUUACCACAGCGAAAAGAAAACGUAGUCAAAAUAAAGACCUAAAAUCAGGAGAAAAUUUUAAUGUAAAAUCUAACUGGAAAGACGUAAAUAAUUUGAAACCCUCUCCUAGUAUCCUAGUUCUGAAAAAACCUGAUGUGAACAAGGAAACUUCACAUAAAGUUGAAGAAAAAUUUGUUAAUAAUAAUGACUCAGCUUUUAUGAUUCGCGAAGAACAGACUAUACAAGCUUGUUCGGACUCGCAACAAAUCGAGGAAGAAUCGCGACCAGCACAAGCCGAUUUGGAUUUAAGAAAAGUUGAAGAAGAAUUAAAACUCGUGCAAUUCGAUUUGGACUUAAAAGUUGAAGAAUUAAAACCCGUACAAAUCGAUUUGAACUCAAAAAAAGUUGAAGAAGAAUCAAAACCCGUACAAGUCGAUUUGGCUUCACCAACGAAAAGAAGUUUGAGCCCAAAAAACAGCUCGAAACCGGGACGUAAGCCAGGUGCAAAACAUAAUCGAAAAGAUCAAAAAUCUCUGAUAACUGCUCAAAUUAAAAAUAGUGUAAGAGUAACGUCACGUAAAGGCAAAGAAAAGGUGGUUGAUAAUGCACCGGUAGUUAGGUCAACUGAAGAACAAGCAUCUACUUCUAAUGGGUUCGAGUCAACGUCAACAAAUAUUUCAUUAAAUGGUAGAGCUGGAUCUUCUACUGAUGCGUCUAGAAUACAAUCAAUGCCCAUGACAAAGGCGGCAGAAUCCUUAUUCAAUUUUUAUCAAUCUCUAAAACCACCAUCGCCAGAACUAACAAGAGAACAAAUGUUGCGACUUGGAACAUACAUUUUUGAUGAACUUUUGUCGACAUCAUACGCUCGCCCGUUUGUAAAUCCCGAAGCAGAAGAUGCAUAUUAUUAUAGGUCAAUAAUUAAAGAUUUGAUGGACUUAAACACAGCAGAACGUAAACUUUGGGCUAGAUGUUAUUCUUCUCCAUUAGACUUAUAUAAAGACAUUU